Molecule: messenger RNA, 324 nt
Organism: Cataglyphis hispanica
Lineage: Eukaryota; Metazoa; Arthropoda; Insecta; Hymenoptera; Formicidae
Exons: 3
Coding region: 1-324 (107 amino acids)
Source: RefSeq, a predicted model, not a curated record
AUGGUUGCGUUAGACCUGAAAAAGUGCAGUACAUGGGAAGAAAAAUUAGAACUAGUUACUGCUCACUUUUCGAAGAAGAUUGAUAUGUUCAGUGUUGAAAAUCAAAAACUGUUAUUUACAACGGUUUAUGAUCAUAUAAUCACUAUGCAAGAUUAUGAUAUAUCAUAUUCAUUACCACCCUUAAAAUCAUCUGUAGUACUAUUAAAACCUACACUUACGCCUAUCACUUUUCUUGAAGAGAAUUAUGGUUUACAUAAGGUUACUGAAAGUGCAGUGCAAAAUCAUUACAUAGAAGGUACUCAUGUCACAAUGAUGGAAAAAUAG